Molecule: messenger RNA, 3073 nt
Organism: Gadus chalcogrammus (walleye pollock)
Lineage: Eukaryota; Metazoa; Chordata; Actinopteri; Gadiformes; Gadidae
Gene: naa60
Product: N-acetyltransferase 15 (GCN5-related, putative)
Exons: 7
Coding region: 309-1037 (242 amino acids)
Biological process (GO): N-terminal peptidyl-methionine acetylation
Cellular component (GO): Golgi membrane
Molecular function (GO): protein-N-terminal amino-acid acetyltransferase activity; histone acetyltransferase activity
Source: RefSeq, a predicted model, not a curated record
GGAAGAGAUCCGUAGGAAACCGGAAGAUAACAGCGAGCUGUCAAAAAGCAGAAACACAGACAUAGCGUAGCUUUUUCUUUUUUAAAAUAUUUAACAGUAAUGACUUUGCUUUGAAAGCAGACAGAAAACUAACGUGUUUACCAUGGUUCUCAGAGAAUUUUAAGUCGUUUGAAAGACAAAAGAGAUAGCGAGUCCCCGACGUUUCUCUGGUUGGAGUGCUGAAACAAGGUAGCUACCGCCACUAGCCUGGAGCUACAGUCCUCUACACCGGAGCUGUCCUCCAGAGCAGCACUAGCCUGGAGGUGUGAAUGACCGACGUCGUGUCGCCCACGGCCCUCAGCGAAGUCCAGCUCCGGCUCCUCUGCCACGAUGACAUAGAGAGCGUCAAGUUGCUCUGCGGCGAUUGGUUCCCAAUCGAAUACCCAGACUCAUGGUACCAGGACAUUACCUCCAACAAGAAGUUCUUCUCCCUAGCUGCCACCUUCAAAGGAGGCAUCGUGGGAAUGAUAGUGGCCGAGAUCAAAGGCCGGACGAAAGUACACAAAGAGGAUGGAGACAUCCUGGCUUCCAGUUUCCCUGUGGACACACAGGUGGCCUACAUACUCAGCCUGGGGGUGGUCAAGGAGUUCAGGAAACACGGCAUAGGCUCCCUGCUGCUGGACAGCUUGAAGGAGCACAUCUCCACCACCGCCCUGGACCACUGCCAGGCGGUGUACCUGCACGUGCUCACCACCAACACCAACGCCAUCCACUUCUACGAGAACCGCGACUUCCGGCAGCACCACUACCUGCCCUACUACUACUCCAUCCGCGGCGUGCUGAAGGACGGCUUCACCUACGUCCUCUACAUCAACGGCGGACACCCGCCCUGGACCAUUUUUGACUACAUCCACCACAUCGGCUCCACCCUGGCCAGCCUGAGCCCGUGCUCCAUCCCCCAGCGCCUCUACCGCCAGGCCCAGGCCCUGCUGCGCUCGCUGCUGCCCUGGUCCAACCUGGCCUCCAAGACGGGCAUCCAGUACAGCCGCACCAUGUGACCGCCGCCGCGCAGGGACAGCAGUCUCGUUCCAGGAGACCUCGUUGGGAGUCUUCCCUGGAUACACACACCCUUCAUCCCCAUCAUCAUCACCACACCACACACACACACACACACACACUCACACUCACACUCACACUCACACUCACACUCACACUCAAGCUGAGAACCUGAGACUGGCAGGUUCAGCCCUGCCUUUCUUCCUGAGCGAACCUUCGACCUGUCCGUCACGUUCACCGGGAACGUGUAUCUGAUUUGUACAUCACUUAUUAUUUGAUAUGUACAUAUAUAUAUAUUUAUUCAUCUAAAUAUAUAUAAAUAUAUCAUGUCUAAAUGUAUAUAUAUUCUUUGCCAUGAGGAGUCCGACUUUGCCCUCUGUUUGGGCUCCUUAAGUGUCUGCUGUGAUUUGACAGCUGGGGUGUCGCUUCAUUUCAAAGGGAUCACAAGAAAGCUAGUGUGACGGAACGGCUCUUAAACACGGCCCUCGGACCGUGCACUGUCCUGGGAGUGGGCCCCGGACAAAGGCCACUAGACCAAGGGUCAUCACGGCCCCUCUCACAGCAGGGCGACCAUGUUGUGUCCGAGAGGGACAUGCUCCCUCUUGAGAGGAUCACCCUACUGGCGGUGUGUAGGUGGGGUAUACGUUCCCAGGCACGCAGGUGCGCCCGGCCCAUCGGAGCAACUACAAUCGCCUUCCUCCCCUCGCCCUCGGCUGUGUUCAGUCCUCAAACCCUGAACCUAACGUACACAGAGCAAGCUUUUGUUAUACAGUCAUGAUUGAGGCUUCUUCCCCCCCCCCACCCCCACCCAGGUUUAAGUUCAAGCCUUUUUAAAAUCUUGCCUAAAAAUGCCGCACAGGAAGCCUUUUUAUUUAUUCUUUUAGAGAUAGUGACGGCAGGCCUAUAGGCUGACGUGUGUGUGUGUGUUGGGCGCGUACAUGUGUGCGUCGCGUGUGUGUUUGAAUGCAUGCGCCUGUGUACGUCGCGCGUGCGUGUGUUUGUAUGCGCGUGAGUGCAUGCGUGCGUGCCUGCGUGUGUGUGCGUACGUGUGUGCGUGCGUGCGUGUGUAUGUGAUCGGUCGCCGCUGUGCUGAUCUGCCUGACCUACUCUCCUUCAGACCUACCGACUCGGCCUGACUCGCGACAGCUCUCCCGGCCGCGGACGGCCCGGGUCGACCCAGGGGACCCUGUGGUGGGGGAGCUGCUCUCGCUGGGACGCCCGACCCUCUGACGUUCUGGGCGCUAAGCUGGGCGCGGGAGUGGGAACACACCUCUCCCUAACCUCUUGUCCCCCACUGCUCUGUACGUUGUUCACUGCAGACAGGCCUAAUGAUGGGGGGCUCAGAGAGGUGCUUUGGGUUCAGAAGUGUUUUUAUAAACCCUGUAAAUAAUAAUGUUGAUAGUAGAUACUUUAAGAUAUAUUAAGACUUUUUUUUUAGAUAUUGGUUUUCUUUUGACAACUUGUUUAGCGUCGAGCCCACAAAUCCUUCAUUUGGUCCGAGAUGAUAAAAGCGAAGUUUCUGUCACUGAAAGAUAUGUAGGGAUUUUCAUACGUUUUCUUUUUAUUAUGAUGGAUAUGGUUGUUUGAUGACACUGCACUCCCAAGAGAGGACCUCAUUUUGUCUAUAUUUUAUUGUGGACUAUGUGAGCGAUGAACAAUGUGAUACAAAUAAAUUAUUCCAAUAUCAGAAUUCUAGCUUUGAUCUUCUCCAUUAUUGACACUUUAUUUUGAAUCACUUUGAACACUUUAGAUUAAUAAUUCAUCAUCCAUUAGUCCUAUAGAUGAUUUGAGGAAUAGAUACCGCCCUCUGCUGUCUGUUUAAAAUGCAAUUUGCCAUAACAUGCUGUUAAAAAACGCUCCACUGAUUGAUGGUGUUCAGACUAAAAAUGACGAGUUAAUUGUUUAAUCAAUUAAGACUGCAAUCAUGCCGAGUAGCUGGGAAAGAAAAUCUGUUGGAUGACUUCCUUGUCCGACUUCAUAUAAGAUAGUUGUAUGACUUCAUUGUCCGACAUCAUAUGGUAGUGGUAGGACUACCUGG